Messenger RNA from Gadus chalcogrammus (walleye pollock), 2430 nucleotides. RefSeq names its product protocadherin alpha-8-like. The transcript has a single exon. The record is from RefSeq and is a predicted model, not a curated record. NCBI's taxonomy places the organism in Eukaryota, Metazoa, Chordata, Actinopteri, Gadiformes, Gadidae. The coding region runs from base 62 to 2425 and encodes 787 amino acids. Gene Ontology annotation, biological process: homophilic cell-cell adhesion. Gene Ontology annotation, molecular function: calcium ion binding. Gene Ontology annotation, cellular component: plasma membrane.
UUUCAUCCAUGUUUGAAUUGAACUUAUUGGACGUCCAUCUUUAAGGGAAUAUAGUGGCAAAAUGGUUUCUUUGUCAGGCCUUCAUAUUUUCGUUGUUCUGUUAUUUUUCGGUGAGCUUGGUUCAGCUCAAAUACGAUACUCCACGGCAGAAGAGGCUAAAGUGGGAUCUGUUAUUGGGAAUGUAGCCAAGGAUUUAGGGCUUGAUCCAACGACUUUGAAGGAAAGGCGAUUCCGCAUCGUGGCUGGAACUAAAGAUUCGCUAUUUGAGGUAAACCAGAACAAUGGUGCUCUGUACAAUACUCAGAAGGUGGACCGAGAAGACAUUUGCGAACACAGCGGUGCGUGUUUAGUGGAGCUCAAAAUUGUUAUUGAAAAUCCUCUUGAAAUUCACUACGUAAGCGUGGAAGUAACAGAUAGAAAUGACAACGCACCCAUAUUUCCGGAGAAAGAAAAGGUGAUCGAGAUCGCAGAACACACUCUGCAGGGGGCGAGAUUUCAACUGGCAGGGGCCCACGAUCCAGACUUCGGAAUUAAUUCGGUACAACGUUAUCUACUGAGUCAGAACGAUCAUUUUCAACUCGAAAUUAGAGAUAGGGGAGAAGACAAAAUUCCGUUUUUGGUCUUGCAGCGGCAAUUGGACAGGGAGCAGAGAACGAAUUACAGCUUGGUUCUCACAGCUGUAGACGGAGGAAAACCGCAUAAAUCGGCACAUCUCAAUGUUACUAUACUAGUUCUUGAUAACAAUGACAAUAGACCAAUAUUUUCUCAAGAGGUUUAUUCAGUUAUGUUACGAGAAAAUGUUGACAUUGGUACUGUUGUAAUAAAUGUACAGGCAAAUGAUUUAGACGAGGGGACGAAUGGGCAGGUUGAGUAUGCAUUUGGAACUGACAGUACCGCUAAAAUAGUAGAACUAUUUUCCUUAGAUAAAAUAACUGGAGAAAUUCUAGUCAAAGGAAAGAUUGACUAUGAGACAAUGGAUGUUUAUAAAAUAGAUAUCCAAGCCUCUGACAAAGGCCAGCCUCCAAUGACAACAGAUUGUAGAGUUAUAAUAAAAAUAGAAGACGUUAAUGACAAUAAACCAGCGAUAGAAGUGACGUCGAUUUCUGACAGCGUGCCCGAAGAUUCAAAACAAGGGAUCGUCAUUUACCUCGUAAGUGUCACUGAUAUUGAUUCUGGACUGAAUGGAAAAGUGAUAUGUAGUCUAAACGAAAAUGUACCAUUUGAAUUGAAACCGUCAUAUAAGGAUAACAUGUACUCAUUGGUUGUCAAAGAGAAGUUGGACAGAGAAACCAUGUCCCAUUAUGACGUCACAUUAACGGCUACCGACUGUGGUCAGCCCCCUCUGUCCACUUUUAAAACUCUGAGCGUUCAGAUUUCUGACGUUAACGACAACAGCCCCGAGUUCGCACAAAAUCCUCUCGAGUUAUAUUUACUGGAAAAUAAUACUCCCAGUGCCUCUAUAUUUUCAGUUAGUGCAUUCGAUAAAGAUUUAAACGAAAACGCUGCGAUAAUAUACCAAACAGUUCGAGGGGAUGGAAGUCGGAAUGACAUGUCAUCUUUCCUAAACAUUAAUUCGGAUAAUGGCCACAUUUCUGCGAUGAAAAGCUUUGACUUUGAAACGUUAAAGAAAUUUCAGUUCCAAGUUGUGGCCCUCGACUCCGGAAGUCCCCCGCUAAGAAGCAACGUCACAGUCAACGUGUUUAUUCUGGACCAGAACGACAACCCUCCGGUUAUCUUACAUCCGAUCAGCUCUAACGGUUCUGCUGAGGGAGUGGAGGAGGUUCCUCGCAAUGUUCCUGCAGGCUACCUGGUGACUAAAGUGAGAGCCUACGAUGCUGACAUAGGAUACAACGGCUGGCUGUUAUUCUCACUACAGGAAGUGAGUGACCACAGUCUCUUUGGUCUGGACCGCUAUACUGGACGGAUAAGAACACUGCGCUCAUUCACAGAGACAGACGAGGCUCAACAUAAACUGGUCAUACUGGUCAAAGACAAUGGGAACGUGUCACUCUCAGCAACAGCUACUGUGGUUGUCAAGCUGGUGGAGCCCAAAGAGGCCAUAUCAGCUUCUGACGUGAAAAGCGCAGCGACUGACAUUGGGGACAGUGGCGUGACAUUUUAUUUAAUGAUAACUCUGGCUUCAGUUUCAACUCUUUUUCUCAUCAGUAUCAUUGUGCUUAUUGCAAUGCAGUGCUCUAAAACCACGGAUGUAUCCUCCAAGUAUUUACCUGAAACAAACUAUGAUGGAACUCUGUGUCACAGCAUCCAGUACAGAUCUGGAGAGAAACGCUACAUGUUAGUGGGACCCAGAAUGAGUAUAGGAUCUACUAUAGUCCCGGGGAGCAAUGGGAACACUCUAGUGGUCCCUGACAGGAGGAGUACUUCUGCAGAGGUAAGGGAACAAUUUAUAACUACAGUUUCGUAAUGCAU